Molecule: messenger RNA, 2285 nt
Organism: Branchiostoma belcheri (Belcher's lancelet)
Lineage: Eukaryota; Metazoa; Chordata; Leptocardii; Amphioxiformes; Branchiostomatidae
Product: nuclear distribution protein nudE-like 1
Exons: 9
Coding region: 251-1252 (333 amino acids)
Biological process (GO): chromosome segregation; vesicle transport along microtubule; establishment of mitotic spindle orientation
Cellular component (GO): kinetochore; centrosome; kinesin complex
Molecular function (GO): microtubule binding
Source: RefSeq, a predicted model, not a curated record
UCACCAAGUUGCGAGUGGAUACAGGAGUGAAGAGGCGCGGAAACCAGGAAGGGGAACCGGAGGCUUGGCUGUGGCGAAGGGCGUUUGAAUUUUCGGAGUUUUGAAAUUUGGCCGGCCGGUGAUUCUACAGGAAGUUCGCGACGCACUGUUUUUACCGUUCAACUACAAGGGGAAGUAUUCUUGAAGCUAUUCUGAGGCAAUCGCCUGACAUUCGAGCGUCCUAGGACGUUUAUUCCUUCUCGUGGAAAUCAUGGACGACGAGGAGGUACCGAGUUUCUCUAGUCCGGAGGAAGAGAUCAAGUACUGGAAAGAUCUAGCGUUGGAAUUAAGACAAAGUGUGAAAGAUGCAAGGGACGAACUUGAUGAAUUCCAGGAGGAAAGUAGAGAGCUGGAGGCUGAGUUGGAAGCACAACUGGAACAGGUAGAGGGGAAGAACAGAGACCUGCAGAACUCCUGUCAACGACUACAGAUGGAAGUAGAGUCAUUAAAGGAAAAGCUGGAAAUCUGUCAGAGAGAAAGUCACCAGCAGAUCACACAGUUACAGGACGAUCUGGCACAGACGGUGGGGAUGAAGGAAGAAAUGGCCAAGUACAUACGGGAGCUGGAACAGAUCAAUGACGAUCUGGAGAGAGCCAAAAGAGCAACUGUUGUAUCUCUAGAGGAAUUCGAUGGAAGAUUAAAUCAGGCAAUUGAGAGAAAUGCCUUUCUUGAAAGUGAACUUGAAGAGAAGGAUCAGCUAAUGGAGACAAUACAAAGGCUAAAGGAUGAAGCCAGAGACUUGAGGCUGGAGCUCAACGUACGACCAUCACCACUAUCAACCAGUAAAGAACAAGCAGGGGAAGAUAAGGAUGAGGAGAAACCAGACAACGAUAAAGUAGAGAGGAGAAGCAGACCAACUCCCAUCAGUAUGCCAGAUAACAGAGCAGUAUUGGAGAAGGGCAUCAGUACAACGCCUCCAGUUGGCACGCCACCUCCACAUAGAGGAAGCUUUUCCCAGAUGAACGGUGCUGCUUCAGGUAGCACGCCACUCACGCCGUCCGCUCGCAUUUCAGCUCUAAACAUCGUAGGAGACCUGCUCAGGAAAGUAGGGGCACUGGAAUCCAAGUUGGCCUCAUGUAGAAAUUUUGUGAAAGAGCAGCCAGGAAGGAGUAGUGGUAGCAAGGGGCCAAAUUCACCCAGCGUACAUGCAUGGAAAUCCUCCAGGCAUUCGUCUCUGCAUGUCAGACUGGCACUAGCAGGGCCAAGCGACUGAACCGAGGGUCAGUGUCGUCCCCGAACUCACAGGGCCUGGUGAAGAUCACAGUGUGACGCAAGACACAGUCACCGACCCGAAGAAUUUCUACCAAAUAGCUUUCUAGCCGUUUUCUUACUUACAUUAAUUUAACACAGGCCUGGGUUCCAAUGCUUUUAUGACUUUGUAACAAGUUAUAUCCUUUAGCAGAAUGUCUCCAGUGGUCAUCUGUGCCUAUUACUGGUACUACACACAAUAAAGCAAAGUAUUUCUUUCAAAAUGCCUACCCUGUGCCAGCUUUUCAAUAGGUAGACAGAUGGUCCUUACUUCUAUCAGUUGCCAGGAGAAAAGUCAGCAUUAAAAUAGUUGAGCUCCCAUCACAAUGGUAAAAGCUAUUGCCUAAUCUGGGUGAUGUAAAUGCAAGAAGCCCUGCCAAGGCAAGAGUGCCCUAAACUUGUCAAUGUGCCAUUCAGCAGUUAGGCUAUUAUUAUACAUUUCUCUGAUUUGUGAGGGUGGACUACAACUGCAUGAACCCAAAGAUUGGAGGGAACGUGCAGCAUUGCUUUGUAACACUAAUUAAGCCAGGUUUAUAUGAAGAAGCCCAUCUGGCAUUUAGAAGUUCAAGACAUUCAAAUUCGCAUCCUAAGAGCUGUCUUCAAAGGUCUUUCUUUCGGAAAAAUUACAAGGAAAGUUUUCUCUAAAUGUUACAUGGUUCUAUUCCUCAUAAAGCAUAUAUAGGUAGCAUACUGUUCUUGCCAAAAAAAAUAGGCACUUAUGACUAGUUUGACCCAAAGCACCAUCUGGUAUGUAUCAAGGCUGAUGUAGUCAUACCCCAUAUUGAUCUGGGCAGCCAGAUGGCUAACAAGUCGUAUAUUGUAGACCAAGCAUUUACACUAUGUGAAAACCCCAAUAACAUGUCAAGUACUUGCAUGUUUGGAGAGCAUUUCAGUUUGUAGUAGCUGGACUGGAAAGGAAAAAAGGCAGAUGGCCCACAUGACCAAAUAUGACCUGUAUUUUAUUUAACAAAAUUGCUAGAACUUCAAGAAGAAAGAAA